Meloidogyne enterolobii is the source of this 633-nucleotide messenger RNA. The record is from the annotation of a GenBank genome assembly. NCBI's taxonomy places the organism in Eukaryota, Metazoa, Nematoda, Chromadorea, Rhabditida, Meloidogynidae.
AUGGACAUUUGGUCCCAAAAAAUAUUUUUCUUUCUCAAAUUGAAAUUAAUUUCUUUUUUAUUUUAUAGUCCUGAUAUCAAGUUCAGUUCGUUGAUUAAACAUUCAAACUUUGAAGACAAAUUUCAUUUUGGACGGCGAAAUGUGCAGAGUUUUGAUGAGUCAAACAUUUCGACACUUGGAAAUCAUCGAAACACUACCAAUUUUGGCGGACCUCCCCCAUCAUCAUAUCGACCAUUUCGCUCUCGUUUUUAUACUUCUGGAAGUUCACAAUUUAACAACAACAACAACAAAUCUAGACGUACACGUUCUUUUGAAAUUUCUGAUUGGACAAAUUCUUCAACAACUUUGUUUAAUCAACAACAACAACAACAACAAUUUACUGCUUGGUUACAACCUUCAAAUUUGGAAAUUGUAACUGGUGGGGGAGAAGGAAUGUCUACUUCAAAUUGUAGUAGUAGUGCAAGUAGUGGGGCUGUUAUUCAUCAUCAAAUGGCUGUUGGAGGGAAUGGAAGUUGUGGGGGAGGAAUUCCUUUUCAAAUUUAUCCGACUGGACAGAUUGUGUUGACUAAUGAGGUUUUUCUUUUUCUAUUUUGGGGAGCUUUAUUAGGAAGGGGUGGUGGUCAUCCGCCGUAA